AUCAAUCAUAUGGUAUCAUCAACUAAGCCUUUGGGUUGUGCCUUGAAGUCCAUAAACACAUGUUUCCUAAACUAAAACGUGACUUGAACAUACUGCAAAGUUGUUUGGAUUUUUAAAAAUGAAAUUAAUUUGUCUUUAGAAUUGAAUUUACCCGAAACCUUGAAAUAAUAGCUUCUACAAUCUUUCAAAUUGAUCCUGCAAAUAACUUCUCAUUAAAAAAAAUGCAUUUUCUUUCUAUUAUUUUUUCAAGGCCAAAUUACAUUUUUUUUUAUCUAUCUAUUUUAUCUGAUUCAUUAAUGGGAAACAGGGGAAGAUAAAUGAUGUAUUUUCUAGUAGGAUUCACCUUAGUGUCUAUCUUGAUGGUGGGUACCAUGUUUUUGAUGAGUCAAUUUAUCAUAUCAGUGAUCUUACACCCACCUCAAAGCAGCUCUGGAAGAAGCCAAUCGGCGUUUUAGAACUCGGCAUUCUAAAAGUUGAUGGACUUCACCCGAUGAAAGCCAGGGAUGGAAGAGGAACAUCAGAUGCAUACUGUGUGGCAAAAUAUGGGCGAAAAUGGGUUCGUACUUGAACAAUCAGUAAUAGUCUAGACCCAAAAUACCAUGAGCAGUACACAUGGGAAGUUUUUGAUCCAGCGACAGUUCUCACUGUGGGGGUGUUUGACAAUUGUCAGGUUAAUGGUUCAGAUAACAAAGAUUUGCUGAUUGGUAAAGUUCGGGUCCGAAUCUCAACCCUUGAAACCGGCCGUGUGUACCCAAACUCUUACCCUUUACUAAUGCUUCAUCCUUCAGGUGUUAAAAAGAUGGGUGAACCGAACCUGGCUAUUAGAUUUUCUUGUUACUCAAUGGUUGAUUUGAUGCAAAUGUAUUUUAAGCCUCACUUGCCAAAAAUGCACUACAAAAGGCCGCUUAACGUUAUGGAACAGGAAAUGCUGCGACAGCAGGCUGUAAAUGUUGUUGCUGCUCGCCUUAGUAGGGCGGAACCACCUCUUAGAAAGGAGGUAGUUGAGUACAUGUCUGACACAAAGUCUCAUCUCUGGAGCAUGAGACGCAGCAAAGCAAAUUUCUACCGUUUGAUGUCGGGGUUUUCAGGAUUUCUUUCUGUAGGGCGAUGGCUAGGGGAAGUUUCCACCUGGAAGCAUCCUAUGACAACGGUGCUGGUGCACAUUCUUUUUCUGAUGCUUGUGUGUUUCCCUGAACUUAUCAUGCCAACCAUGUUUCUCUACGUGUUUGUUAUUGGCAUGUGGAACUGGAGAUUCCGCCCGAGACACCCUCCUCACAUGAACUCCAAACUCUCUUACACAGAUGGAGUGACCACAGAUGAACUUGAUGAGGAAUUUGAUACAUUCCCUUCCACAAAGAGCCCUGAUAUUGUGCUAUGGAGGUACGGUCGCUUAAGAAGUGUGGCUGGAAGGGUUCAGAGUGUUGUUGGAGAUUUAGCUACUCAAGGAGAGAGAGUCCAAGCACUUGUUAGCUGGCUUGAUCCUCGCCCCAGCUCCAUGUUCAUGGCGUUUUGCCUUGUGUCUGCUGUUGUGUUGUAUAUGACACCCUUCCAGAUUCCUAUUCUUAUAGGUGGAUUUUACUUUUUGAGACACCCGAUGUUCCGGAGUAAGGUACCACCGGCACCGGUUAACUUCUACCGCAGGUUACCUGCCCUCACCGAUAGCAUGCUGUAAAUGGUAUCUGUUGUGCUUGGUUCUGAAGUUUACCUGCUGAAAGUGACGGUGUGUGAUUCUAGCAUUGAGUUUUUGGCAGUGACUGUAAAAUCCUUGGAGCUAUCUUAUCUAAUCAUGUCUUUGUUGUAUUUUAGUGUUGAGUACAAUUGGUGGAGAUGUAUGUAUCAUGCUGUGGUAAGCUUUAGUGCAGUUUUAUGCUUACAAGCCUCUGCUAUAGUAGCAUUUAGUUUUAUGCCAUUAGGAACCAUGCACAAUGAAACUAGUUUGAUGA
This is a messenger RNA of Lathyrus oleraceus (garden pea), 1943 nucleotides long. RefSeq names its product FT-interacting protein 3. The record is from RefSeq and is a predicted model, not a curated record. Lineage: Eukaryota; Viridiplantae; Streptophyta; Magnoliopsida; Fabales; Fabaceae. Bases 773 to 1672 code for a protein of 299 amino acids. The transcript has a single exon.